AGUGAUAUUAUCCCUAAUAAAAAACUCAGUCCAACCAAAAGGAGCCGGGAAAAAGAAAAAAAAAAAGAAUGAAAGAAGAAAACAAAAUUCAAAAAUGCCGCGACUUGUGAACAGAUACAACCCUAAUCACCCAAAGCACCAACCAUUUCAAGUCUUGAACUAGCAAAACGGAGAUGGAAUUCAAAUGCUCCGAUGUUAGUCUGUGGAAAGAGGCUCUCUCCUCUUACAACGCUCACAUCCGAUCCCUCAACAAACAGAAACCGAACCUUCUCUCUCUUGACGACUUCUAUCAAAACCAACUCCCUCCUCUCAUCCGCCAACGAAACCCUAAUCCCUACAUCACCAAACCCGACCUCUCCAAACUCAUGCAAUGGAAGCUCACCCGAGGAAAAUGGAGGCCGAGGUUAUUGGAUUUCGUUUCCUCCCUGGACGAAACCGUAGUGGAAUCUGCCUCUCAGAAAGCAUUUCAGUCUCUACCUGACAUCUCCAAGGCUGUUUCCGAGCUUACGGUCUUGAAAGGGGUUGGUCCGGCCACGGCCUCCGCCGUUCUGGCCGCAUACGCGCCUGAUGUUGCACCUUUCAUGUCUGAUGAGGCUAUGUUGGCGGCUCUUGGUAAUUCAAAAGACUAUACAUUGAAGCAGUAUCUUGUAUUUGUAGAUAAACUACAGGCGAAAGCAAAGUUUUAAAUACCAGACGGAGUAUUGACCCAUACUUUUUGGAGAUAUACUUAUGCAUUUACUCUCCGGAGGAAAGUUCUUCUCAACCGGGAGGGAAUGAUGAAGAACCGGGCCUGGCCCGAGAACUUGAAGUCCAUACGGCCCAUGCCUAUUAUUGGAGACAGGGGAAAGAAGAUAGAAUUAGGGAUUUUUUUUUAUUUAUUAUUAUUAUGGGAUAUUUAAGCAAUUUAGGGUUUUAUAUAUGGUAAUAUGUUGAUUAGGGUUUUCUUUGAUUUCUAUUUAUAUUUUGUUUCAGGCCUUGGGAAAGUUAGCUUUUGAUGAUUAUUAUUGAUAUUGAAAUUUGAGAUUAUCGUGAUUUCUU
This is a messenger RNA of Cornus florida, 1038 nucleotides long. RefSeq lists its product as uncharacterized. Lineage: Eukaryota; Viridiplantae; Streptophyta; Magnoliopsida; Cornales; Cornaceae. The transcript is spliced from 4 exons. Bases 174 to 686 code for a protein of 170 amino acids. The record is from RefSeq and is a predicted model, not a curated record.